AUGGUUAUCGACACUGGUGCUUCCAUCGACAUCAUCGAUGAACUUGCUUUCAACACCUUGCAAAAACAGAGACCCAUAGCCCUUCAACGUUCCAAAACACGUAUUUUUGCAUAUGGAGCUACAAACCAGCUACCUGUUAUGGGACAAUUUCGUGCAACUCUAGAAUGUUUGACUGGUGCAACAACCACGCAAGUUCAUGUUAUCAAAGGAAAUUUUGGUUGUUUGCUAAGCUAUCAAACGGCAUCUGCUUUGGGUCUAAUCAUGCUGAAUGUUAACAAUGUGAAACCGGAACAUGCCACCCAUGAACAACUGAUGAAAGAGUAUGCCCAUCUGUUCAACGGAAUUGGCACUCUUAAAAAUUUUGAAGUUAAAUUGCACAUUGAUGAUACUGUCCCUCCAGUAGCACAAACCCCCCGUCGUAUUCCUUUCCACAUGCGGCAAAAGGUCGACACGUUAGAAAGUGAUGGAAUUAUUGAAAAAGUAUCAGAUGCCACUCCUUGGGUCAGUCCAUUAGUUGUUAUCCCAAAGAAAGAUGGUGAGAUCAGGCUAUGCAUUGAUAUGCGCAUGGCUAAUCAGGCAAUUCAACGCGAAAGACAUCCAACCCCAACUGUGGAUGAUUUAAUUCACAAAUUAAACGGCGCCACCAUAUUUACAAAGCUUGAUCUUCGCUCGGGAUACCACCAGUUAUCUCUCGCUGAGGAAAGUCGACACAUAACCACAUUUGUAACGCACAAAGGACUCUACCGCUAUAAGAAGUUGAAUUUUGGCACCAAUUCGGCAAGUGAAAUCUUCCAACAUGUAAUUAGCGAACAAAUCCGUUACAUUCCGAAUGCCAUCAACAUUAGUGAUGACAUAAUUAUCUUUGGCAUAACCCAAGCUGAGCAUGACAAAGCUCUUCAUGAAAUUUUUGAGCGGUUUUCACUCAUUGGAUUAACCUUCAACAAAGACAAAUGUGAGUUCAGUCAAUCGCAGCUCACAUUUUUUGGUUUUGUCUUCUCAGGUGAUGGCAUUUCACCGGAUCCAGCGAAGGUUUCAGCAACUCACAACUGCCCACCUCCAAAUUCAAUUAAAGCUGUUCGGAGUUUCCUUGGGAUGGUGACAUAUUGUGCGAAAUUUAUCCCUAAUUUCAGUGAUCUCACAGAGCCUUUGCGAGAAUUAACGAGAAAAGAUGUGCCUUUUUGCUGGACAUCUAGGCAUGCUAAAUCCUUCAACGCAGUAAAAGCUGCCCUCACAAGUGCAACAGUUAUGGCAUAUUUUGAUCAAACCAAGGAAACAGAACUUAUCACUGAUGCAUCACCUUUUGGUCUCUCAGCUAUUCUGACACAGAAAGUCCCAGGAUCAGACCAACAAAAUGUUGUUGCAUGUAUCAGUCGUUCGCUGUCGGAUGUUGAGAGACGAUACUGUCAAACAGAGCGAGAAGCUCUUGCAAUUGUGUGGGCAAUUGAACGUUUACAUAUCUAUCUAUACGGAGGACAUUUUACUCUGAUAACUGAUUGCAAACCAGUCGAGUUGAUUUUAAAUAAUCCACAAUCAAGACCUCCAGCCAGAAUUGAGAGAUGGAAUUUACGCUUGCAAGAUUAUGACUUUAAUGUAAGGUAUACAAAGGGACUUGACAAUCCAUCAGAUUUCCUAUCUCGACAUUUACCUGUUAACACCACCACUGAUGACAGACAGUUCCAAACAAUGGCUGACAAUUAUGUUUGUUUCCUUACCCAACAUGCUGUGCCAAGAGCAAUGACUCUGCCUGAAAUACAACAAGCCACCAUGGCUGAUUCAACAUUACAGAUCCUAAGCAACCUCAUCACAACAGGUAAAUUAAAUGGCAUUUAAUAGACACUCUAGACAUACAAUCCAAUCCCAAUGUAAAGGUUUUGGACUUGAAAGCAUGUGAGAAAAUUAAAACAGAACUUACACUAAACGAGCAUGAUGGAAUUAUAUUACGAGGCUCGCGAAUUGUGCUUCCAGAAAGCCUUAGACUAAAGGCUGUUCAAAUUGCUCAUGAAGGCCACCAAGGGCUAGUAAAAACUAAACAGUUGUUGCAAGAAAAGGUUUGGUAUCCAGGUAUAGACAAGCUUGCUAAGCACACAGUGGAUACUUGUUUGUCAGGCAAAUGGACCAAACAGUCACCAAGAACCACUGCGAAUGACGACGCUGCCUCCCCAACCCUGGCAUACAGUGAACAUUGAUUUUUGUGGACCAUUUCUAGGUGGUUCAUAUCGGUUAGUGAUUAUUGAUGCAUAUUCACGAUUUCCAGAGGUGGAAAUUGUAAGUUCAACAUCUGCAAAAUCAACAAUAUUGAAACUUGAACGAAUUUUUGCCACCCAUGGUAUUCCAAAGGUGUUAAAGAGUGAUAACGGUCCACCAUUCCAGAGCCAUGAAUUUAGUCUGUACUUGAAAGAACUCGGCAUUAAACAUAAACCAAGCUCACCAUUAUGGCUCCAAGGAAAUGGACAAGCCGAGAACUUUAUGAAACCACUUGUAAAGGCUGUGAAAUCUGCCCAUCAUGAAAACAAAGACUGGAAACGUGAAAUGUUUAAAUUUUUGCUCAACUACAGAGCUACCCCACAUUCCACCACUGGCAAGUCACCGUCCGAGUUGCUAUACAACCGUAAGAUUCAAACAAAAUUACCUCAAGUGACAGUCGAAAAUGAUUCUUCACUUCAUCAAGAGGUGAAGGAGAGAGAUGAAAGGUUGAAAAAGAACCAAAAAGAAUAUGCUGAUUCCAAAAGAAGAGUUAAGUGUGCUGACAUCAAGAAAAGUGAUUUAGUUUUGGUGCGGCAACCGAAAGCAAAUAAAAUGUCCACAAAAUACGAUCCAAUACCAUAUGAAGUCACAAAUCGCCGUGGGAACAGAAUCACAGCAAUUAGGAAUGGGAAAUAUAUAACUCGGAACAUUUCGUUCUUUAAAAAGUAUCACCCCAGACAUGGCAGAUCGUUGGAGUCAACAGAGAUAAUGGAUGAAGAAAAUUAUUCCUCAGAUGAAGAUGUCCACGAAGAGCAUGAACAGUAUGAUGGACUGAGACAGAAUGAUCGUCCGCGGCAGAACAAUGGUCAGAGACAAGAUGAUGGUCCGAGAUAUCCGGCAAGAGAAAGACAGCGGGUGUACAGAUAUGGAAAUAACAUUUAUGAUUGA
This is a messenger RNA of Paramuricea clavata, 3132 nucleotides long. The record is from the annotation of a GenBank genome assembly. Lineage: Eukaryota; Metazoa; Cnidaria; Anthozoa; Malacalcyonacea; Plexauridae.